AUGAAGGUGGUAUUCCUGGACAUGGACGGGGUGCUCGUCACGCGCAGCCCCGGCGUCGCGGAAGACGAGCUCGUCGAUAACCUGCGGGAGCUCGUCGAUCGCACGGGGGCGCGCCUGGUGCUCAGCUCCGACUGGCGGAGGUGCCCGCGCGCCCGCGACGAGUGCGCGCGCAUCCUCGCGCGACGCGGCCUCCGGUUGCUCGACAGGACCCCCGAGCACGGAUCGCCGUACACGCAGCAUCGCGCGACGGAGAUACUCGCGUGGAUGGACGACCACAACGCGCGGGCCGAGGGAGGAGACGACGCGCGCGUCCCCCAGACCCCACCCGACCGUCGCUUCGCCUUCCCCCCCUCGGGUUUCGCCGCCCCCCUCGACCCGGUCACGCACUUCGUCGCGCUCGACGACCGCGCGCUGAUCCGCGAGCUGUGCGGCGAGGCGCUCGUGGGCAGGCACAUCAUGACGCACGCGAGCGAGGGGCUGACGCGCGCCGCGGUGGACGCGGCGGCGGCGGCGCUCGGGGCAUCGGACUCUGGGGGACUCGGUCGUCACACCCGGCUGUUGGACCCGGCUGUUCGGCUGGCGGUGACAAACAACGGCGUCGGCUCCCCCACGCCGUGGGCGGCGCCGUGCGACGAGGAGGUUUUUCCCCCGAGGCCGACGCGAACGCCAUCGUCGUCACAGCAUUCGCGGGGGUCCAUCGACGACGGCGCCGUCCCGAUGUUCGACGACGGGAUGUCCCACGAAUAUAACGGCGCCUGCCUCGGGCGAGAGCGCGAUGAAACGCCGACGGUCGGGUCGUUCCAACGGAGGCGCGCGGUCUCCCGUGGUCUCGCGCCGGGGACGCCGUCGCAGAGCUGGGAACGGCGCGAGUCCGGCGCGAGUCCGGCGUCGUCCGACGGCGAGUCCGCGGGCCCCGGUCGUCGCGUGCAUCGCCGCCUGGCUCCGAGGUCGAGUCCCCAUUCGGGAAUCGUGCAUGGUAUCGUGGGUAGGUCAGUCGGGACCACCCCGGGGACGCCGCCCCGCCGGCGUCCGGACACGGCGGCGAGCUCGCAGCGGGGAGGGGGCAGCCGCGGGGGACCGGGCGGCGGGGCGGGCGGCGGCGGCGGGGGCGGCGGCGGGCUGUCCAGGACGAGCUCCGCGGCGUCGCUGCUAAUAAACUGCGGCGGGUCGUGGCCGCCGCGGGUGCCGUGA
Molecule: messenger RNA, 1191 nt
Organism: Micromonas commoda
Lineage: Eukaryota; Viridiplantae; Chlorophyta; Mamiellophyceae; Mamiellales; Mamiellaceae
Exons: 2
Coding region: 1-1191 (396 amino acids)
Source: RefSeq, a predicted model, not a curated record